ACAACAGCUGUUAUGUUGAAAUGUUACAGGAGCAGCAGUUAUUAGGAUGUUCCGUAAUAUUGUGAUUGGCAUAUCCGGCGGUGUAGAUAGCGCCAUUUCGGCGCUUAUACUCAAACAAAAAGGCUACAAUGUUGUCGGUGUAUUCAUGAAAAACUGGGACGAAUUUGACGAAACGGGUGCUUGCAGCGGUGAGCAAGAUUAUCGUGAUGCGGAAUAUACGUGCCAAAAACUUAACAUUGAAUUGCGUGUAGUGAACUACGUGAAGGACUAUUGGAAUUCGGUGUUCAGCGGUUUCCUGGAUGAUUAUCAAAAUGGACUCACACCAAAUCCGGACAUACUUUGUAAUAAAUACAUCAAAUUUGAUUUAUUCUAUAAAUAUGCCAGAGAACAAUUAAAAUGUGAUGCAAUCGCCACGGGUCAUUAUGCGAAAACCAGUUUUGGAAACUUUUUAGAGCAUUAUAAUGCUAAUGGUGAUGUACACCUACUGCUACCACGCGAUACGUUUAAGGAUCAAACCUUUUUCCUCUCCGGUAUACAGCGUCAUGCGCUCAGUCGCACCAUGUUUCCGUUGGGUGAUUCACUGAAAAACGAUGUUAAAGCUUUAGCGUGUAAAUUUGGCCUAGAACGUUUGGCACACAAAAAGGAAAGUACAGGCAUUUGUUUUGUAGGUAAUCGUGAUUUUAAACAGUUCAUAAAGCAGUAUAUUCACCCGCGUCCUGGUCAUUUUGUCGAUAUUGACACCGGUCAAAUUGUGGGCACACACAAUGGCAUACAUGAAUGGACAAUUGGACAACGUUGCCGGCUUGCCUCCUUCCUACGUCCAUACUUUGUGGCACGAAAAGAAGUCACCAGCAAUACCAUAUAUGUGGCUUCCGGCCAUGAGCACCCAGAACUAUUUAGUGAUGUUAUUUAUGCGGAUACACCGAACUGGCUGUGCAAUGAUCCUCUUACUGGUAUUGGCGAUGAUAGCGCAUCACGGAAACUGCGGUGCCGCUUUCGUUUCCAGCACACAAAACCAUUGGUUGGCUGUGCGGUUAAAAAAUGUCUCAAAGACACUUCAUGUGUCACAGUCACUCUAGAUAAGUCAUUACGGGCGCUUACACCAGGACAGUAUGCGGUGUUUUAUAGUGAAACUUCAUGCUUGGGUUCGGCGCGUAUCAUCAAUGCCAGUAGAAAAGUUGAGGAAGUCCAAGAUAAGGCUGAGUACUUGAAACAAAGCUAACGGUUAGUUUUAACGCAGCUAUAGUAUGAUGUGUUCAAGGCUUUUUAUAAAUUUGUUGCACAUAAAUGAAAUUAUAUGCCUACAAAUAUAAACCUUCACAAAAUUAUUUAUCCUCAGAGAGUUAAAAAGUAAUUUAUAAAACAUCGUUAGG
This is a messenger RNA of Anastrepha obliqua, 1373 nucleotides long. Its product is annotated as mitochondrial tRNA-specific 2-thiouridylase 1. Gene Ontology annotation, molecular function: sulfurtransferase activity. The record is from RefSeq and is a predicted model, not a curated record. Lineage: Eukaryota; Metazoa; Arthropoda; Insecta; Diptera; Tephritidae. Bases 47 to 1222 code for a protein of 391 amino acids. The transcript has 5 exons. Gene Ontology annotation, cellular component: mitochondrion. Gene Ontology annotation, biological process: tRNA wobble position uridine thiolation.